Arabis nemorensis is the source of this 1458-nucleotide messenger RNA. The record is from the annotation of a GenBank genome assembly. NCBI's taxonomy places the organism in Eukaryota, Viridiplantae, Streptophyta, Magnoliopsida, Brassicales, Brassicaceae.
AUGGCAUUAGAACCAAACUUUCUAAUUCCAUGGUUCUUCUUAUGCAUAGCUGCAACAAUCUCAAGCACACUUUUCUUCUUCCGCAAGAAACCUCACCUAUUCGCAUCAAAGAAGCUUCAAAAUAAGAAGAAGAAGCUUCCUCCUGGAGAAAUGGGGAUUCCAUGGAUUGGUGAAACAAUGGAGUUUUACAAAGCUCAAAAAAGCAACAGAUUGUUCGAAGAUUUCGUAAAUCCAAGGAUCAUCAAACAUGGUAACAUCUUCAAGACAAAAAUCAUGGGAUCACCAACCAUAGUAGUCAAUGGAGCUGAAGCAAAUAGGUUAAUAUUGUCUAAUGAGUUUAACUUAGUGAAGAGCUCAUGGCCUUCCUCUUCUGUUCAGCUUAUGGGCAUGAAUUGCAUCAUGGCUAAACAAGGCGAGAAGCAUCGGGUUCUUAGAGGGAUUAUAGCUAAUAACCUUGGUUACAACGGGUUAGAGUCUUUAGUACCUAAGCUUUGUGAUGCUGUUAGGUUUCACCUUGAAACCGAAUGGCGAGGCAAGGAAGAGAUUAGCCUCUACCGUUCAACAAAAGCUCUCACUUUUAGUGUAGUCUUUGAGUGUUUGUAUGGGAUCAAAGUGGAGCUUGGGAUGUUAGAGAUCUGUGAGAGGGUUUUAGAUGGAGUUUUCGCUUUGCCGGUUGAGUUUCCUUGUUCUAGGUUUGCUAGAGCGAAGAAGGCGAGGCUAGAGAUAGAGACAUUGCUGGUUGGGAAGGUAAGGGAGAAGAGAAAAGAAAUGGAAGAAGAAGUUGAGAGGCCAAACACAACGCUUUUCUCGACGCUAGUAGAAGCUUUGAUCAAAGGCGAUAUAACCGAAGAAGAGGUUGUAGAUAAUAUGGUUUUGCUAGUGUUUGCAGCUCAUGACACAACCUCUUACGCUAUGGCCAUGACUUUCAAGAUGUUAGCUCAGCACCCAACUUGCCGCGACACGCUCCUUCAAGAACAUGUUCAAAUCAAAGCAAAUAAAGGUGAAGAAGAACAUCUUACAGUGGAAGAUGUGAAGAAGAUGACGUAUAGUUGGCAAGUUGUUCGUGAAGCAAUGCGAUUAUCGCCUCCAGUCUUCGGUUCCUUCAGAAAAGCAGUUGUCGAUAUCGACUAUGGAGGAUACACAAUCCCCAAAGGCUGGAAGAUACUUUGGACAACUUACGGAACUCAUUAUAAUCCUGAAAUAUUUCAAGAUCCAAUGAGUUUUGAUCCUUCAAGGUUUGAUAAACCAAUACAAGCCUAUACAUAUCUUCCAUUUGGAGGAGGUCCAAGACUUUGUGCAGGUCAUCAACUAGCAAAAAUGAGCAUUCUCGUUUUCUUGCAUUUCGUUGUGACCCUUUACGAUUGGUCCUUAGUCUAUCCAGAUGAGACAAUCAGCAUGGAUCCUCUCCCAUUUCCAUCCCUCGGAAUGCCAAUCAGAAUUUCUCCCAAGGUGUCAUAG